Ahaetulla prasina is the source of this 3092-nucleotide messenger RNA. RefSeq names its product reticulon 3 (gene RTN3). Gene Ontology annotation, cellular component: neuron projection; postsynaptic density. Gene Ontology annotation, biological process: brain development; endoplasmic reticulum tubular network formation; neuron differentiation. The record is from RefSeq and is a predicted model, not a curated record. Bases 172 to 2880 code for a protein of 902 amino acids. The transcript is spliced from 10 exons. NCBI's taxonomy places the organism in Eukaryota, Metazoa, Chordata, Lepidosauria, Squamata, Colubridae.
CCCUCUCCUUGCGCCUGCGCACUGCGGCCUCGGCGCCUCAGGUUGACCAGUCGGUGUUCGUCCGUUGAGCGGGGCGGUCGUUUGGAGGAGAGCCUUGGUCGACGUUCGUUUUUUUUUUUAUAUAUAUCUCUAUAUAUCUCUAUUCCCCCCCUCCACCCGUCGUAGGCGAAAAUGGCUGAUCCGGCCGCCCAGUCCCCGUUUAUUUCUUCUUCGGCCGGGAGCGGCUCCUCCGAGGCGGGAGGACGAGACCUGAAGGGGGCAGGUUCCCCCCAAUCUUGCGCUGAUUCCUUUGUUACUUCCUCUCAGCCUGUCUCUCUCUUUUCGACCUCACAAGCUGGAGCAUCCGGAGUUUAUUUAGCACAUUCCGGGAAUCAGAGGGAAGCCAACUCUACUCUCCCCAAAGACCAACAACAGGAAGUCUUGGAAGGACCAAAACCAGGAGGUGUCCAAGGGACCAAGGAAGUUUCAAGGAUGGAGACCAUUUCGGUGGCAUCUCCGCGCCAAAUGGAAUUGCCCUUUUCGGUUGGAUCCAAAAUUCAUAGCCGCGGCCCAGUCAUGGAAGUGACUUCUCUGCGGGAAAGUGAGUUCACAGGAGCUAGUCCCUUGGAUGGUAAGACUGAUCAGAAUAAAUGCCAGCCCGAAGGAGAACGAGGGUCAAAAGGAGACUCCACAUUUGCACUGUUGGCCAGCUCGGAAGACGAACUCGAGAAGGUUCCUUCUGAGAUUCUCUGUUCACAUUCCGCCGGGUCUCUCGGGGUCGCUGUGGAGCCGCCCGUGGAAAAAGAUUCCCCUGAAUCUCCAUUUGAGGUUAUUGCUGACAAGCUGGAAUUUGAUAAGGAAUUCAAAGAGGUCCUGACCAGCAAUUCCAAGGACAUUGGGAGCAACUGGGUUAUCCACGGCGAAAGGGAGCUGUUGACCGACAUUCCAGAAGAUAGCGUUUGCGAGUUCCAGGUAAAGCCCCGUAGCAGCGGGCGGCUUCCCUCAGGACCGGGGCUCUCCCGCCAGUCUUCAGGCACGACGGCGGCUCUGGAGGAAGUCUCCAAAUGUGUCCGUGAACUGCACAGUUUCACCAACGAACUGCUUCACUGGGACUUGAUUCCCAGUAAGGAUCUGGAAGACAAGACAGAUGACUUUAUCGAUGCGGGCUUUAAGGCCUCAUCUGCCGAAAUCAGCGGCAGAGUUCCAGAACCCGUAGCGAGCCCUGGCGAUGUGGAAAUUGGCAAGGCUUCUGUGCCUUACCAGCCCGUGACGAUCAGCCUCCACCCAAAAGGCAAGCUGUCUCCAAAAGUAGACAAGAAUCAAGCCACGGUGAUUGGCCAAGCCGUCGCUGCGAUGAAAAGCGCUCCUCCGGAAGCCCUCCAGAUAACAGCCGAGCUGUCUUGGCCCAACCCAUGCUUGCCUGAAACAGCCGAUGCGGAUAGCUCUGGAGAAUCUGAUGACACGGUCAUCGAAGAUGUUCCGGCUGACUUGACAUUCCUGAAUAAAGCAGCGGCUUUGAAUUGCCAGGGGUUCUCGAAACUCACCGGCUCUUCUGAAGCCGAAAUUGAAUAUAUAGAUGAGGAGGAUGAGGAGGCAUCUGAUGAGCUUCAGGAAGACCAGAUGGUUCCCCAGUCCUUGGAAAGCCGUUGGCGAUUCGCCGAUGAGUUCAAAGCAAUCCAGGCUGUGGAGAGACCAUCUCCUGCACCUCAGCCUUCCAGAGAACCUGGUCUAAGCGCACCUUCUAAAGCCAAGCAGGUGUUUGACGCUGGAGAACUGGAGGUGCCGAGGAAGACUCCCAAGGCCGAAGAUCCUUUGAGAAAGAUCACUUUGGACAGUGUCAAAGCGGUGGUGUGCCCUGACGGGCUGGGCAGUGAGAGUUUUAUGGACUUCAUGAAGGAGUGCUUAAAAUCCAAGGGGGCCGAAUCUCCCGAAGAUCCGGUGGAGAUGUUCUCGGAGGCAGAGCUGAAGGCCGCUCGUGCCCAAGGGGCCUGGCCCUACUUUCAGCCGCCGCCCCAAGCCAAGCAAGAUUUCGAACACGAGCACGUCACCAUCACAGCCCUCAAAGAGGCGGGGAGGAAAGCCGCGAUGGAGAGACCCAAGCUUUUCUCUGCCCCCAGAGGGAUGCAUUCUGGACAGUACAGUGAGUUCCCGCCUGACGCUCCAGGAUCUGCUCCAAAGUCAGCUUUGGAAAAGAGGCCCCUCUGCCUUGAGCAGGCCGUCGAUGUGAUGCUCGUUCCCGCCAGUGUCAGUCUUGGGAAAACUUCUCAUCCGCUUCCUCCCGAGCCGCCGUCUGUACUACAUGCCAUGACAAAAUUACUGGCUGAAUUCUCAGUGCGAGAUCUGAUUUUCUGGAGGGAUGUCAAGAAGACCGGCGCCGUCUUCAGCACCACCCUCAUCCUGCUGCUCUCCCUGGCCGCCUUUAGCGUCAUCAGCGUCGUCUCGUACCUCAUCCUGGCCCUGCUGUCUGUCACCAUCUGCUUCCGGGUCUACAAGUCCGUCAUCCAAGCUGUGCAAAAAUCCGAAGAUGGCCAUCCCUUCAAAGCCUAUCUAGACAUGGACGUCACCCUCUCUUCCGACACCUUCCAUCACUACGUCAGCUCCGCCCUGGUCCACGUCAAUCACAUCCUGAAAGCUAUCCUGCGUCUGUUCCUGGUGGAAGAUUUGGUCGAUUCACUGAAGCUCGCAGUCGUCAUGUGGCUGAUGACGUACGUCGGGGCCAUUUUUAAUGGGAUCACCCUCCUCAUCCUAGGGGAAUUGCUGGUUUUCAGCAUGCCGGUCGUUUAUGAGAAAUAUAAGACUCAGAUCGACCAUUAUGUCGGGAUCAUCCGGGAUCAAGCCAAAUCCGCCGUUACAAAGAUCCAAGCAAAGCUGCCCGGCACCGUGAAGAAAAAGCCCGAAUAACCUUCGCCAGCCCACAAAAAAAUACCCAGCCAUUAACGAAAUCCACACCAACAACAACAACGACAACAAAAUACUCCUUCUUUGUGUCAUGGCUAUAAUCACUGUUCCUCGUAUCUUAUGAAGGAACUUGCCAAGUCAGCGUGAUGUCUGCGUUCCAAGCUUACUGAUUGUGUUUUAUUAUUAUUAUUAUUAUAAUAUUGUUGUUAUUAUUA